AUGCUCUCCCAGUCCCCCUCCCUUCUGCCCAUAUCUCCGCUCCGCCCCGCGAUCCUCAUGUUCUCCCUCUCCGUAUUCACGGGCGGCAUGCGGCCAGAGCUGGCGCUGGAGCACUGUGGCGUUCUCAUAGAGCUCAGCUGGGGCGACGGAGGUGCUCGCGACGCUCGAAGGGGGUGGGCACUAGAGAAGGGCGCGCUAGACGUGGCGUGGAGGAAGAGGGAGCUGGACUGGGCGGAGGAGCGCCUUGGAGAGCUUGCUUUUGCAGGACGUCUUUGCGCUCUCAAAAACUUGCCGUCGAAUGCUCGUCUGCUCGUCUGGCGCGGACGCGUACUGCCAUCUACAGCAUCAAGAAUAUGUCGCGACGCACCUCUUUUUGGUGCCUCGGGGACGCGUUUGGGUGCGACCGUCUUGGCUUCUGCGAGCCUCGAUUCCCCCGCGCACAUUGCCGUCGACGUCCCCGACAGUAAGCUGGAAAGCUACGUCCCUAUCCAGCAAUGCGAGACACACAAGAUCCUCGUCGGGCUGCUGGGGUCGCCGGAAGUGUUCCUCACGCUUGUCAAGCGGUGCAUCGGCGCACUGACGAUAGAGGUUGCGGGAGCCCAUUUGUCACGCUCAUAUCGUCUACGGCGGUGGAACCGACGCGACCACCACCGUGUUCAAGGCGUUCUAUUCACGGUGGUCCUCCAUCCCGAUGCGUGCAAGAAGGCCCAGGAGGAGAUUGACCGCGUCGUCGGUGACUCGCGGUCGCCCGACUUCGGAGAUCGCGCGUCUCUGGCAUAUGUCGACCCCCCCCUCCACCCCCUUAAGAAAGUGACGAUCGGCUUAUGUCUGGGACAGGCGAAUCUGGACCCGCGAAUGGAGCACUCCGUUGUGGCGAUCGCGGCGUGGAAAGCGAAGUCGUGA
Fomitopsis serialis is the source of this 903-nucleotide messenger RNA. RefSeq lists its product as uncharacterized. Gene Ontology annotation, molecular function: oxidoreductase activity, acting on paired donors, with incorporation or reduction of molecular oxygen; iron ion binding; monooxygenase activity. Bases 1 to 903 code for a protein of 300 amino acids. The transcript is spliced from 8 exons. NCBI's taxonomy places the organism in Eukaryota, Fungi, Basidiomycota, Agaricomycetes, Polyporales, Fomitopsidaceae. The record is from RefSeq and is a predicted model, not a curated record.